Ilex paraguariensis (yerba mate) is the source of this 1277-nucleotide messenger RNA. The record is from the annotation of a GenBank genome assembly. NCBI's taxonomy places the organism in Eukaryota, Viridiplantae, Streptophyta, Magnoliopsida, Aquifoliales, Aquifoliaceae.
AUCAAAUCUUAUAAGAAUGAACACUCGGACCUCUCAUAAGAGAAUAACCAAGUGAAGUUGAAGCUCUCUAAGGAUGUCUCCAAGAAGAGUUUUCAUUUUUCUUCUGUUGUUAGUUUUGGUUUUCUCUCUCCUCCUUUGCAAUGAGGGAAAAGUAGAGAAUAAGACUCGUUCAAGUUCAACCCCACACUUUGUCCUAGUUCAUGGCUAUACUGGUGCAGCAUGGGGCUGGUAUAAGAUCAAGGCCCUACUUGAGGCAUUUAACUACAGAGCGACAUGUCUGGAUCUCAAAGGUGCUGGUGUUGAUCCAUCCGAUCCUGCUAAAAUACAUAGUUUCAAUGCUUAUAACAAGCCCCUCAUUGAUUUUUUCGCCAGUUUGUCCAAUAAUGACAAGGUCAUAUUAGUUGGACACAGUGCAGGAGGUCUAAGCGUUACAGACGCGUGUCACCGAUUCAGUGACAAAAUUAAGGUUGCUGUAUAUGUAGCAGCAACAAUGUUGAAACAUGGGUUCAUGACAGAACAAGACUUAAAAGAUGGAGCACCACCAUUCGCAACUGGUUUGGCUCCAAACAGGACUGGGGCAACACAGAAACCUGAGUGCCAAACGAAUCACGUCGGCAUUUAUCGAGAGAAAUUUGGGUUUAAUCAGGAUGCAGCUUUAGGUUCGUUGUUGCGUCGGCCAGCAGUACCAGUUAAGACAAUACUAGAUGCUCGAUUCAAAGGAGAGAGAGCUGAUCAAGUGCGGCGCGUGUACAUUAAGACAGGAUGCGAUCAUACACUCCCGCCGGAGCAACAAGACGCCAUGAUAAAGAGAUGGCCACCAUCACAGGUCAUUGUUGUGGACGCCGAUCAUGACCUGAUUGGCACAGACCCCCUUAUGUUCUUUGGGUUGCUGGUUAAAAUUGCAACUUCUGUUGAUUGUUGUGAAAGUUUUACUUAAAAAGAGUGUUUCCCAGCUGCCAGAGUCCAUUAACCGGGACUAAACAGGGUGUCGUUUUAAUAUUUACUAUUGUUGUACUGACAGUCGCUUUGACAAUGUUAUCGUUGUGGUCAUGAUCUACUAAUAAAAUCCUUUGGGACAACUAAAGGAAUAAGAUAUUUAUUAUGUAGUUCGUGAGACAGUGUAAUAAAAUCGCCCAGAUGACAUUGUAUCAGCUCAAUCUGAUGUUUGUAAGAUGCAAUUAGGAACUUUGGAGUUGCAGCAUAUUCAAAUUUUGGGAAAAUUGUGAAAAGGCACCCCCUUUCAUACUUAUUUGUGUAAAAAUACCUCAAUAUAAAAU